Messenger RNA from Pygocentrus nattereri (red-bellied piranha), 4075 nucleotides. Its product is annotated as zinc finger protein 436-like. NCBI's taxonomy places the organism in Eukaryota, Metazoa, Chordata, Actinopteri, Characiformes, Serrasalmidae. The record is from RefSeq and is a predicted model, not a curated record. Gene Ontology annotation, biological process: regulation of transcription by RNA polymerase II. Gene Ontology annotation, molecular function: DNA-binding transcription factor activity, RNA polymerase II-specific; RNA polymerase II cis-regulatory region sequence-specific DNA binding. Bases 126 to 770 code for a protein of 214 amino acids. The transcript has 2 exons.
CUCCCUCCUUAACUGCGGUUCUCCCUCCACCCGAAGGUGGAGGAGGAGGAGAAGACCGGACUCGGGAGUCCCUUCGCACCUCCUCGGUGCUGCUGGAGAGAAAGAGGAGCUGAGCGGGGGGAAAAAUGAAUGUUAUACUGCUGUCAGCAGAUGAGUUCACCUUGCAGACCACGGGCCCCAUUCGGAUUUUCAGUUUUCCGCAAACGUCCGGUGAUUCGCUCUGCGUGACCCAAGCUCAGAAAAAGCGGAGACCUCACCACUGCUCUGUGUGCGGAAAGAGUUACCUUCAGCGGAGUCAUCUGCAAACGCACCAGCGCGUCCACACCGGAGAGAGGCCAUAUGACUGCUCAGAAUGCGGGAAGAGGUUUAAUCGACAUUGUCAUCUCCAGCGACACCAGCGCAUUCACACGGGAGAGAAGCCGUAUAACUGUUCAGAGUGCGGGAAGAGCUUUACUACACAGAGUUACCUACAAACACACCAGCGCAUUCACACCGGAGAGAAGCCACAUCAGUGCUCGCAGUGCGGGAAGAGUUUCACUAGACUGAGUAACCUCAUACAACAUCAGCACACUCACACGGGAAAGAAACCGUACGACUGCCCAGAGUGUGGCAAGAGUUUUACCCUGCCGAGUCAUCUUCAAACACACCAGCGCAUUCACACGGGAGAAAAACCGUAUUACUGCUCAGAUUGUGAGAAGAGCUUCAGACAUUCUAACAGUUUGAAGUUGCACAAAUGUAUUAAGAAAGAGGUGGAAGCUCACGACACUUGAGUUUACAUAGAAGUUUGCUGGCCACUCUGCUAUAAUUUAGCGUCUUGGUGGACAUUGGGUUUCUUGGGUUUAUCCAGAACUGACAAGAAACAGCAUUACAGUGAUCUUUGCUAUGGACAUCAUAGUUAAGGGGUACCCAGCUAUGCUCCUGGUCACCUGUUGCCCUUCUGUGGUUAACAUGAAUGCUCCAAAACAUGGCAAGGCCUUCAAAUGACUUGUCGGAUGUGCUAAAUGACAGGACGUUUGCAGGUUUACGGAAUCUGUGUAUAGCCAAAUUAUGUUCUGCCAUCAGUGAAGGUGAAGAUAGGAGUGUAGACUCGAAUCCAUUCAUGAUACUGGGUUAAUGAUUUGGUAUCAGUGAGUGCGUUUACAUGCACUUAAUAACCCGAUAACUGCAGAAAAUUAGAUUUUGUCAGUAAUCCGAUCGACGCAUCGUAAUCAGUCGACGUAAGUAAUCAGAUAAUGAGAAAACUCCAGGUCUACAAUAAUCUGAUUUAUGCUUUGCAACCGACCAAUAAACUCAUCGAAGAAGACGUGACGUAAACGUAAUGUACAACUCAAACUUCCACGGCUUCUUUUUAAAAAAGACAUUGAGCCACUUGAAAAUAUGAACACACAUCAUCUAGAAGAUGAAGAUGAUUUAAAUCCUUCGUUUCGUCAGGCAUGUAUUUGGUUUCAGCAUCGCUCCAAAAGUGUGGCUGUGUCUCGCUUAAUUUCCAGUACCGCCGUCUGUUUUCACACAUGCUCAGACUGAGAAAUCCGAAAGAAAUCAGAGUAAGAGUUCACGCACGCUGAGCAGUCUGAUUACUGAGCUAAAAUCCAGCAUCUCUUUACUGGAUUUCUUAAUCGAUUGGAUUUCUCUAGACCUUACUCUGAUCUGAGUAAUCAGAUCGUGCUGCUUACGUGACUAUUUGUGAUUGGAUAAUCGAGUGCAUGUAAACACUCUCAAUAUUUUGAACAAAACGUGAAAUAAGAAAAUAUGACUAUAACCAUCUUAUUUUGUAACUUACUAACUACACUAGAGCUGGAGUGAGUUACUGAUUGGUGCUGAUCGUUUGCAAACGUUGGGGGUAAAACAAUGCAAAUGCAUUAGAAUGCAUAAUUAAUAGAAGGCCCAGGUCCUGAUAUUCCUAAUGAAGACGUUCAAAUGUUUAAAAUACCAUUAAAACAGAAACAAGAGUUAUUUUAGGAUACGUGUCAGGCUCCAGUCCUCACGGGGCCAGACUUCAGCACACUGCCUCAUUAAGCACGCCUGAUUCAGCUCGUCGGCGAGGUCCUCAUGAACUGAAUUCAGAGUGUUAGUUGAGGGUAAACGCUGAUCUCCACAGCUUUUGGCCUGAAAGGUCCUCAGUUUAACAUUCCUGCUUUAGGAUGUGGUUGUAGGAUCAUUUUUUAGAGGAAACACUUUUUAUUUUCAGAAGGAAUCAGUUAGCAGGAAAACUAUUACAUUCACAUGCUCCUGUAUAGUUAAAGAGGCCUUCUGGCCUAAAACGAGAUAAUAAAAUAUAACAAAGGACCUAAAACGCUGCCAUGGGAGGCAUCACUAGUCACUGGUUCCAUUUCAGGAACUACAGUAACCUCCACUUUUAAACCAUCCCAGGAAGGCAUUCACCACACGAUUACUGUACUUGAAAAACUCAUGACUCGGAAGUUCUUAUAUCCAUUUUUUUUUGUUUACCAGAGUAGGCAGGCACCUGCAGAACGAGACAUCUGAACUUGAUAGAAAUGGGUAAAAAAGAUUGUGCUCGUUUAUGUGCUGGAGUCUCCCCAUGAACAGUUUUUCAACUGUCGUUGUGGCCCUGAGAAUAGAAACUGGUUGAUAACGUUGGGUCAUUCUGUGAUGAAGCACAUUGAACGUUGUUCAUCAUUCAGCACUCAAGCCGUGCAGAGUAACUGUUAAUGGCCUGUUUCCCUCUGUGUUUCUUAUUAUUGUCUUUUACUCAUGUAUCCCAGUUUAGCUAUUCAAAGAAUGAUGGCUUCCGAAAUUGCGUUGUUGAGAUGGGGGCUUUAUGCUAAAGCCCUAUUCCGACUGGAUUAGUUUUACAUGAGGAGGUGGGUAAUGUGGUUAUUACCGACAUUUCUCAGUGAUUUUAGUCCCAUCCCAAUGCGCCAUGUCAGUCAUUUUUACAGACUGCUUGCUUCUGUGACAAGAUUCCGGUGCCUUUUUACCUUCCGUAAAAGAAGCUGUAAAAAUAACGUCAGGUUAUAUUAAUCCUGAAUUGACGUGUUGGUAAAACGCUAUUGUAUCCUGUGGAAAAGAAGUUCCUCCAGUAUGAAGGCACAUUUACUUGUGCUCUCUAACUAAGCUUAAGUCUCUUGUUCAGAUUUUCCUGUUGCAUCUUAAGUAGUGUAGCAAUUAUUAUUAUGACGCCAGAUGGAAGGUGGAACGGGAAAGUUUGAACAAGAAGCUGGCAAAUAGGAAUAGGACUUCAGCCUCAUUGUUCUCUGUGGCUAAAAUCAGGCAAAUGUGUAUUGUUAUGGGGCAGUCGUGGGCUGUAAGUGAGGAACCAGCCUACAGUAGGUGACUGAAGUGCGUUUGAGCAAGACACCCAACCCCCCACUGCUCCAUGGGUGCUGUGGAUAGGGCUGCCCACUGCUCCAGGCAAGUAUGCUCACUGCCCCCUAUUGUGUGUGUUCACUAGUCUGUAUGUGUUUUUUACUGCACGGCUGGGUUAGAAUGCGGAAGUGAAAUUUCCCCAUUGAGGGACUAAUAAGGGUCACUACUCUUGAUCUUACUGUCCUGACGCACUGCCUUCACCUAAGACAGUGAGGCAAAUGACCAGCUAAAACAAGUAAUGGCUAAAUUAAAUGUUUUAACAUUGUUUCUAGUCUUUUUCUGGAGUGAAGGCAGCAAGCAAAUCGAGUAGCUGGUCAUAAACGUAACAGAUGUCCUGAGGUAAACUGGCGUUACCCACCUCCCCAUGGAAAACAUACCCCGUCCGAAAAGGCCUUAGGAAGGCAACGUUUUGCAAGCUUGUGUCUGAACAUUUUUGGCAUUUUAUCAUCUAUGUUUUGAUAUUUUCUUGGUAUGUGUGUGAAAUGCUUUGUUUUGGGGUAUUUUCUCUUCAGGGAGGUCUUCUGAAGUAGUUUGAUAACUGAUGUUUCAUGCAUCACUUUUACCUUUGGUUAGAUGGUAAACAGUCGUAUCAAUACUUCCAAUACCGGCGUUUCUAUUUGAGAAACGGUGCUUUUUUUUGACAGUAAGUUGUGUUUAUAUACAGUGUAUAUGUGUUUUAUUUUACACUGAAUGUUUCUUUAAAGCUGAAAAUCUUAAAGAAAUAAAUAGACAAACAUGUGAAACAGAA